Messenger RNA from Melanaphis sacchari, 2876 nucleotides. It is a transcript of the gene heph, whose product is annotated as polypyrimidine tract-binding protein 2. Gene Ontology annotation, molecular function: mRNA binding. The coding region runs from base 906 to 2714 and encodes 602 amino acids. Gene Ontology annotation, biological process: regulation of RNA splicing; mRNA processing. The transcript is spliced from 16 exons. Gene Ontology annotation, cellular component: nucleus. The record is from RefSeq and is a predicted model, not a curated record. Lineage: Eukaryota; Metazoa; Arthropoda; Insecta; Hemiptera; Aphididae.
UUUUUUUAUAAUUUUUUUCGUCGUUUAUAUUUUACUCUUUUUCCCUCUCGUCUCUCGUUUUCUGUCCACGCGCACGCAGAGCAACAAACCCGACGGACGGCCAGCUCUACGCACACGCACUCGAACACGAACUGCAGACAAACGUCACACACACGUUACUACAAGCUGACACGCGUCGAAGAGCACUGACUUCACACGACUCGGUCGUCCCCGGCAAAACCUUUGGAACGUCGACGACCACAGACAGACAGACAGACAGGUGCGUCUUCUCCUCGACCGCUGUUUACCGUACGGUGUGCUCGCUUACACGCACGCCGUCGUCGUCCCGACACACAGCCGCAGACGCCGAUGCGAUCGUCCGGUUGACCGGCCGGUCUAAGUCCGCGUACCCUACGUUGCCUCCGCCGCCGUCACCGUGUUUGCCGCCGGGCCCGGUCGACGCGCCAUCAGCAAUCACGUACUGCUACACGUACCCGGGGCACUGCGCAUGCAGCCCCGAGCAGCAGCCGCCGCCGUUGCGGACUUGUUGCGCGCACUGUUGCUCGCCCGCCGCCGCCUGCACCACUGCCGCCGCCGCCGCCGCCACAGCCACUGCCACAGCGUACCACCACGUUUAUCAGCACCAACACCAGCACCAGCACCAUCAGCCGCCGCCGCCGCCGCCGCAACCGUUGCACCAUCAGUAUCAGUUGGCCGUCGCCGUGACGCCGCAACCGAAGACGCCGCACGUCGGUGGCCCGGUGUACCACUUGCAGGCCAACAACACGUAUCACCACCAACACCACCACCAGCCGCUGCAGCUCCAGCGACCGGCGCCACUGCAGUACGCGGAAACCGUCACGACGGCACCACCGACGGCCACUAUCGCCACGCCGGCAGCGGACGCCGUGCAGGACGACGUGGAAAUGCGCGGGUCUGACGAAAUGGUCACAUCACCUGGAGUUGAAGGAGGACCGGUAAGCAACGGAGACACAAUUGGAACCAAUCACGUGGAUAACAAUAAUGACGCAAAGAAGGUCAAACUCGAUAAAACCGCCAACAACAAGCCAUCCCGGGUAAUACACAUACGCAACAUACCCAAUGAGGUCACUGAAGCCGAGGUCAUACAUCUGGGCAUUCCGUUCGGAAAAGUUACCAACGUGCUUGUACUCAAAGGCAAAAAUCAGGCUUUCCUCGAGAUGGCGGACGAGACAUCGGCAUCAGCCAUGGUUACAUACUUCACAACGUGCACGGCUCAGCUCAGAGGUCGCGCUGUGUUCAUACAGUUCAGUAAUCAUAAGGAGCUGAAAACGGACCAAACGCACAGUAAUGCCAAUGCAUCGGCUCAAGCGGCACUACAAGCAGCCCAAGCUCUGGCUGGCCAAAGUGAUGUACAAGGAGGUCCAAACACGGUGCUCCGGGUAAUCGUCGAACACAUGGUAUUCCCAAUCAGUCUCGAUGUCCUCUAUGAGAUAUUUUCGCGUUACGGCAAGGUGCUGAAAAUCGUCACGUUCACCAAAAACAAUUCGUUCCAAGUGUUGAUCCAGUAUCCCGAUGUGGUAACCGCACAAUCCGCUAAAUUGUCAUUGGACGGACAAAAUCUGUUCCAUACCGGCCAUUUGUUUGAUCUGUCGCAUUUGAACAACUCACUGGAUGGCCAAAACAUUUACACAUCGUGCUGCAAACUACGUAUCGAAUACUCGAAACUGUCCAGUCUGAACGUCAAAUACAACAAUGACAAGUCGCGGGACUACACCAACCCGACGCUGCCCAACGGCGACAAUACGGUAAUGGAAACGCUGGCGGCGCUUGGCGUGGACUCUGUGGCUGGCAAUCAGCUGCUGCCACAUCAGCUCAGUCUAUUGCUUUCCGGCGUCCCAAGUGCCGCUGCUGGACUUCCGCAAGCCCGCCGACAACUGACCACCGGCGCUGACCAUAGCCGACUUGCAGGCAGUCCGGGUAUGCUGACCCCGUCGUUCAACGCUGUCCACGGACUUGCUUCGCCGUUAGCCACAUCGUACGCCAACUCUCCCGUCACUAGUAUGCCGCUCGGAUUCACCUUACCCGGUGGUUCGUUGGCGACUGGCACACUCAGACUCCCCGGCCAGAUGACCGGACAGACUUGUGUACUGUUGGUCAGCAACCUUAACGAAGAGAUGGUCACGCCAGACGCUAUUUUCACUUUGUUUGGUGUCUAUGGAGACGUGUUGCGCGUGAAGAUCUUGUACAACAAAAAAGACGGUGCUUUGGUACAAAUGGCUGAGCCCCACCAAGCACAUUUGGCCAUGCUUCAUUUGGACAAAGUGCGUCUAUAUGGAAAGUACAUACGAGUAAUGCAAUCCAAGUACCAGACUGUUCAACUGCCCAAGGAGGGACAGCCCGACUCGGGGCUGACUAAAGAUUACACCUCGUCACCGUUACACCGAUUCAAGAAGCCAGGUUCUAAAAAUUACCAAAACAUCUAUCCACCGUCGUCUACUCUCCACUUAUCCAACAUACCGACGACGUUAUCGGAAGAUUUCUUAAAGACGGCGUUCGAAAACAACGCUUUCACCGUCAAAGAUUUCAAAUUCUUCCCUAAAGACCGCAAAAUGGCACUUAUUCAAAUGGAAUCCUUGGAAGAAGCCGUCGCCGCACUUAUCAAGAUGCACAAUUAUCGGCUCAGCGAACAAAACCACCUGCGCGUUUCGUUCUCUAAGUCCAACAUCCAACCGGACACGCUGACACCCAACUAGGCAUCUCUUACCCUACGCUUUAAAUUACUGGACAUUGUUGCCAAACUACGCGACAGUCAAUGAUCUUUACGAACACGACUGUGUUUUACAAGUAUUUUUAAUUAUAAUAUUAUUGUUUCAUAUUUUAAAUUUAUUCGUAAACAGUAUUAUUUUUUUUAAUAU